This is a messenger RNA of Penicillium brevicompactum, 438 nucleotides long. RefSeq lists its product as uncharacterized. NCBI's taxonomy places the organism in Eukaryota, Fungi, Ascomycota, Eurotiomycetes, Eurotiales, Aspergillaceae. The transcript has 3 exons. The record is from RefSeq and is a predicted model, not a curated record. The coding region runs from base 1 to 438 and encodes 145 amino acids.
AUGCAGUCAACUCCCAAUAGAAUCAGCAAAAUUCCCCGACCUGGGGCACUUUCGCCACGCGCUAGCCAAGAGAGCAAAAGCCCAGACAGUGGAGGUCCCCAAGGACGUAUCAGCCCCCAGCAGCCCGAGGACGCAAAUUCUACUUCUGCUCCUGCUGCUGCUCGUGAUGAAUAUCCAUUUGUUUCUCACCUGACGGAUGGUCUCGAAGACUGUGACUGGGACCAACUGCAGGAUAAGUACGCCGAUGCGAUGGAACAGCAUGGUCGAGUUGAGGAGAAUCUACGCCUUGAAACCGCAAAACUCAUGGAGGUUUUCAUGGCCUGGUCUCAGACAACCGUCUCACAGGAUGAGAGCAGGGCCCUGAAAAGGUUCAAGACCCAAAUGCAGCACGUCCAGAAUUCCGAAGUCAAUGUGGAGAACAAAAAAAAAGCACUGUAA